AGUGUUCUAUGGUUGACUGCAUAUCAUAAACGUCAGACAGUGACUAUUAUUAAUUAUUUAGUUUAUGGUAUUAUCUUAUAGGCUAACUUAUUACAGAUUACGGGGUUGUAUUCAUUCUGUGCUAUUAUUUUAUCAGUUGACUGGUAGAUCUAGUAGUUGGACACAUUUUUUGUCAGUUUAUUGAGUUUUCAGUUUUUUAGCAGUGGGUAAUUUGAUUUUGAAAUAAAUCAAUAAUGGUACUGAAAUUUUACUAUGACUUUAUAUCACAACCUUGCAGAUCUUUAUAUAUACUUUUAAAAUUAACGAAUACACCUUUUCAAGCAUAUCCUGUUAAUUUACUCAAAGGAGAGCAAUUGUCCGAGGAUUUCAAAGAGAAAUGUUCGAAAUUUCAGAAAGUACCUGUUAUUCAUGAUGGAAAUUUCAGACUGACGGAAAGCGUUAGCAUCUUGAGAUAUCUUGCAAGGGAAUACUCAAUAGAUGAUCACUGGUAUCCAAAAGAAAGUAAAGAGCAAGCUAGAACUGAUGAAUUUUUGGAAUGGCAGCAUUUGAAUCUCAGACUAAACUGUCUUACAUUUUUUCGAACAACGUGGAUACUUCCUCUGAAAACAGGAGUGCACCCCACAGAAGAGAAAGUUUCAGGAGAUAAAAAAGCUCUCUUGAAAAGUCUUACAGAUUUUGAUCAGCUGUUUUUGGGAGAUGGUCUUUUCAUUCAUGGUAACCAAAUAUCAUAUUCGGAUAUCCAUGCUGCAUGUGAAAUAGAACAACCAAAGUUUGGUGGAUAUGAUCCGAGGGAAGAUUAUCCAAGAAUAAAAAGUUGGCUUGACAAUGUAGAAAAGGCGUGCAACCCUUAUUACGCUGAAGCACACGAGUUUCUCAAUAAAGUGGCAAAGGAAAAUGAGGACACGUAGAUUAGAAAUGGAUGAAGUUGAAAUUGAAAGUGGUGAAAUUUUCUCGUGGACAAAGGUGAUGACGAAUAUUCGAAUAGUAUAUAUUUCAUUUUAAAUUUUUUAUUCAUACAAAAGUAUACAAAAAUUAUAAAAAUUUUUAUAGUAAAUUUCAAUAAAUUAAAUGUUUAAACUACAUAUUCAGGUAUAAAUACACUCAUAUUAAGUAGAUAUUUUUACAUUUACAAGUAAUUCUUUAAAAUCUAUCUACUGCCUAUAGUAUCAAUUGUUAUUAUUAUUUCAAUAAAAAAUAAUAAAACAGGAUUUCAGUUGG
Messenger RNA from Leptinotarsa decemlineata (Colorado potato beetle), 1218 nucleotides. It is a transcript of the gene GstT3, whose product is annotated as Glutathione S transferase T3. Gene Ontology annotation, cellular component: cytoplasm. Lineage: Eukaryota; Metazoa; Arthropoda; Insecta; Coleoptera; Chrysomelidae. The record is from RefSeq and is a predicted model, not a curated record. Gene Ontology annotation, biological process: glutathione metabolic process. Gene Ontology annotation, molecular function: glutathione transferase activity.